AUGGCAGUACCAGCGACAAAAACUCCAGGGGGAAAAUGGAUCUCCGGGGAGAUCAAGGAGGCCCUGUUGCUAGCACCGACUGAUCAGCAUGGUAAAAUAAAACUCAAGUUGAAAGUACACUGGGAAUCGGAUGGGAUCCAAUUCCAAGAAUCCAUACCACCCCGUAGAAUCGAUGAGACGACUACUUAUACCGGCAAAACAUCAAAGAAACCAAAUAGAUCUUGCCAAGAUUACGUAGCCAAAGCUUGGCCCGAGACUGGAGCUGAUGUGCCGGAGGCCUUGAUGGAGUUUUUGGACUACCGGCACUCUUUCGGCUUCGACAACUUGAGCUACAAGAUCGACUUGAAUUGGGUCGAGCGGUAUGCUCAGUAUACUGCGGAAAUUCUCGGGCCGCUUGAGCAGGUUGGGGACAUUAUUCAACAGCUAGCAUGGAUUACAGCCACAUUUCGCAACUCAAACUUUUCGACGCAAGGCACUUGCAAGGUCGGGCUUAGCUGGACCAAGGAACGGGGUGAGGUACAUGUUGAAAUAAAGCCUCUGCCUCUUGGCCCAUCCCCGGAGCCAGAUUCUGAGAAUUUGAUCUACGCAGCAAACUCGCGCCAAUACGUGUUUGAAUACAAUUCGGAGGAUGAGUUGUUUCUUCAGCCCAUGAAGGAAGACGAAGACGAUUCGGAGGCUGAGUUGUUUCUUCAGCCCGAGAAGGAGGACGAAGACUAUUCGGAGAUUGUUUUGUCUCUUCAUCCCAAGAAGGAAGACGAAGAAAAUAAAGAGCAAUCAAGGUCCGCACUGAGGCGUUGGGCCAGAAAGCUUUUCGGAGGCUGUUGGUCAUGA
This is a messenger RNA of Metarhizium brunneum ARSEF 3297, 831 nucleotides long. RefSeq lists its product as uncharacterized. Lineage: Eukaryota; Fungi; Ascomycota; Sordariomycetes; Hypocreales; Clavicipitaceae. The record is from RefSeq and is a predicted model, not a curated record.